AAAGCAACUCUGCAUAAAGGUGUAUUAAACACAAGGAGGAAUGGAGCCAUUCAGCAGGAUGUCACCAACAGGAAAGGCUCUGAUUUUUGGGGUGCUGCAAAGCCUGCAGCUGCCUCUACAGCUAGGAGGUCACUCUAGUCUGGGGGUUGGGGGAAAGUAAAAAAACAGCAGCCAAAAUAACUAGAAUUACUUCAAAGUGAAUUAUGAUGUUUAGUGUAAAUCUAAUGAUGGUUUCUGAAAAUCUUUCCUUACUAUUUUUCGCACUUAACAUUUAUAGGAGAAAAACUAUUUCUGCUCACGUUAGGUGUUUGUUGACAGUAAUUUACUGUUGAGUUUUUAUUCCAUUUCUUGCAUUUAUCAGACGUUAACAGGACACAUAUGCACAUACACCCAACCUCCUUCCCAGGUUGAAUAAAGGGAAUCUCUUUAUACAGUUUUAAAUGGCAAAAUUACUGAGGCUAGGGUCAUAAAAAUGCCUUUGAAUAUUAUUUUUAAAUCUGAUUUUCGUAGUGACAAGAAGUUAGUACCUUGUAAGAAUAAAAAUGAGGAAAAAAUGGUAAUACUGUAAUGGAUUGAAGGCGUUUGUAUUCUUACAUCUGUAUUAUUAAGGGUCCGCAUAUGGUUACACUUGCAGUUUACUGUUGUAGGUUUUAUCUGAUAUGCUUUUAACAAUAUUUUAUGACAGAACGAUGAGCAUGGGAAGAAAAUUGUUCUGGAUGUAACAACAACUAAUUUUAAGAAGCUGUAGGUCAUAAAAAUCAAUAGAAAAAACUUACUUUAGUUGAUGUUGGAUUAGGUCCCAGCAGGGGAAACAUUAUUGCAUGGACAAUUUCACUAGGGAAUACAGCAGGAAUUGAGGUCAAUAUGUAAUCAUCCAGAAUGUAGCUCUUCAGGGUGGAUUAUUUUACUCUCCUUCUGAACUGAAACAUCUCUUAAUGUUAACAAAUCUUAUUAUCCUGUACUAGGAGUGUAUUUGCAAUAAUGUAUCAGAAGAAAGAUCCUUAACAGCCUACACACUUUUUAAUAUGACACUUAAAUAUUCAAUGCUUUCUCCCCAGCCUACUGGCAUAAUUUUAUUGCAGUUAGAGAUAAAAUGGCCAUCUGGAAACAGAGGUAGGUGGCAAGCACUCUACCAGGGAUUUGAAAUAUAACUGAAACUUUAGAAUAAAAAAAAGAGAACGAGAGAAAGAGAGAAAAGAAAAAUAUCAGGUAAAAUAGCCUGAUAUUGUAGUAAAUAACUCCAAAAGACUACAGCUAUAAACGCUUGUGAAAAGAGCAGCUAUCUGUGCCAUCACAGUUGGUUUGAAUUUUCUUUGUCCGAUCUUUAUUUUCUAUUUUUUGAAUGACCUAUUUAAGCUGGUUUCCAUUCAUGCAGGUCUCUGUUGAACUUCAUGAAUUUCAGUUGAAGUGCUUAACAAUCAGUGAACAGAUUUUGUGCCAACUCCUUUAAAGUUUGGUAUUUCUAUACCAAAAUAGUUACAGUACUCUAAGAUGGGGUUUGUAUACCAGUGUAACAGUAUUAUUGGUGACUCUUUUACACAUGUGCUACAUACAGUUAACUUUCAUGUGCAUAGUCAUCUUCUCAUAUGUGAAAUAAAUCAUAACUUGUGAGUAAAUAAAAUUUUGGAUUGGUACAAGUGCACUUGUUCAAGGACAACGUCAUUACUCCAACCAUGGGAGUGUAUAGGUACAAGUUUCACGCACAGCAAAGCCCUUGAUCUUUUCUGUGGAAAAUAAAGAGAAUAUAUUUUGAUCUACUUUGGCAGUUCUAUAGUACCUCUGCUUAAAACAUCCCCAUCCUGCCUUUUUCUUACACUCUGCUAGUAGUUCUUUCUGGUUUUAGUUAGAAUUUUUCUACCUUUUCUUCUGAUUUCACAAGGACUAGCAAAGCGUAUUUUAGAAUUAUGAGUAGUCUGAUGCUCACCAGCAGAGAGAAUGAAAUGGUGCGCAAGCCCACUGCCAGCUUCUGUGCCAGAGAAACCAUGAGAAACACGCCUACCUGUGAAGAGUGGUUCGAGUGGUUGGAUUGGUACCUCCUAGAACAUUUAACACAAGUGAAAGAUGGAAAGGAGGAAAAGAAAACAAGUGAUCAUACAUUUGAGCCAAGCAUUGCCAAAGUUGUUUCUGAAUUUUUGUAUAAUUCCAGAUUUUUCAAUGAAGUAAAUGCUGAAACUGAAAUUCUGUGUGUUUUAGCCAACUUGGAAGGAAAGUUUGUGGAUUCAACUGUAAAAUUUAUUGAGAAGGUAAAACUGGAAUGCAUAUAUGCCAAAAAAUCUAUGAUAAUCCAGACAUCCCGGAUAAAAUUUAACGUAACUCAUAGAGAAAAUAUAGCUGUCUUGCAUCCUAUCUAUGGCAUACAUAUUGAAGACAAAUACAAUGGAAGAAUUUGUUGUGAAAAUUCUUCCAGAGAAGACAAGUCCUUGUCCUUUAUCAAAAGCAUUUUGGGGGAUGUUGGUCUGUACUUCUGCUCCAUUGUAACUUACCCAGAUGGAAUUUGGGAAAAGGCAAUAGAAAUUAUCCAGCCAGGUGGUUUUGAAGUAUCUGUGAAGAAAAAUAAUCCUGUGUUUACUACACCCGGAGGAAAUAUCAGUCUUACUUGCCCUUAUAAAACGGAUUCAGUGCAGCAAGUGAUUUGAGAAAGGAUUGAAUCAGAUCAUGUAGAUACUGUUGUUCUGUGCAGCUCAUUAGGAAAGCAAAGAUUUGGUUUGGAUAUUAAAGAGCAUACGCUGGUGAAUUGCUCUGAUCAGGAAAAAUCCAUCAUUGACAUUCAAAAUAUUACCGCCUCUGACUUUGCAAUGUACCGUUACGUAGUUACUGGAAGAAACGAAACCUAUGUGAUGAAUUUUUCUGUGACUGCAGCUUGGGAUCACAAAUGAUUUAUUAUCUAUAAAGAUGGAGGAAUUUCUGCUGCUGUCUUACUGUUAGUGUUCUUACUGAUCUUCUGCAUCACCGUUGCUUAUUGCAAAAAAAAGAAGAGGAAGAGAGUCACAGAGGUCUUACCAAACCAUUUAUAUGUUACUUGGAGCAAGCCUGCUAAUAGUUAUGGAAGAUCCAAUUUUCAUGGCACAUGGAACACAAAAAGAGAAGCAUCAUCAUUUGGGCCAACAAUGGAGAUUUAUGUCACCUGUAAAAAUGCCUCACACAAGCCUAAUAAAAGACCAUAAGAUUCCUCCUUAAGAAUGAAGUAACAAAAGAGCAAGCCUUAUAUUUGCAGCAUAGACUUUAUUUUCUUUGUGCUGACUGGAUGUGGAAGGUCAAACUGGCUGUUGUGAGCACUGCUUGAGCUGCUUUGGUUGGGCAGCCAGCUCAAACCAGGUUACACCAGGUGUGUCUGUGUUGCAUUGCAGCCUGCAAGCAUUAACGUAACCUUUGGUUCACACGUAGAAUUCAAGAUCAAUUUGUAAUUCUGCAAUUUGAACGUUUUUACCCAAUAAGUGUACUCCUAACCAAGAAUUUUAGAACAGCUGAGAUAUGAGAAUGGAGCUGCACGUUUACAUAAAGUUAAUACGGUCUGAGAAAUCUAUAUGUAUGAGAAGCCCAUGUGACAAUGUGAGAAAGCAAACGUGCAUGAUGUUGUCUAUAUCCACGACUUCUGCAUCUCAAAUUAAGAGCUCUAUAGAAUAGUAAAUAUCCAUGUUUUUUUGGCACAGGAGGUGUUAUUUUGUUGCUAGGCAAACAGUACAAUUCAGCUGACAAAGGCAAAUAUAUCAGGGAUCCUUGAACCUAGAUUUAAAAGUAUAAAUGGAAACUUGCUAUCUGACAGCCAUGUGGUUUUUCAGGAUUCUUGCUUCUCACCACAGUUUCUUCAGCACUUUCUAUUUGGAGAUGGAGCAGAAGCAUAGCCCCUUCUUUCCUCUGUCCCUCCUUUUUCCCCAGACUCUCCCUCCAUGCCCAGGAGAAAACAAAACAGGAAGACUCCGUCACUGUCAAUUUAUAUUUAAUAAUAAUUUAUUAUAAGGUUUAGUUGCACAAAAAAAUAAAUGAGAACGUGGAAGAUACAUGAAUAAAUGAUGUAAAGCAGAAAAAAGCAUGAUUGAGAGCACUUACAAAACAAUACACACACAUAUGUAGUUGUAUGUGUGCUUAUGUAUAUAUUCUGCUGAAAAAUACAGAAGAAACCACGCAUAAAUUGAACAAACAGACAAAAUAAAUCAUUAAAGAAACAGAACUAGAAGGCAGACCUGAGAAUUAGGAUCUACACAUCUUUUGGCGUUUUACAAAUCUGCUGUAUUACUGAGGAUGAAAACUCAGCAGAUGACGGUGUUGUGAUGGCUGAUAAUCAUAUAUAACUGCUUACUACAAACUGUGUGCCUGGCCCAAAAUGUGUGCCUGGCCCACCUAUGCAUGAUUCCUCUUUUCUCUUGAAGCGUUAGUAAAAGUGUUGCCGAAUAUGUUGGCUGGCUAGGAAGGAGCAUCAACAGCUUGACAGCGAAAAGCACAUUUUGCGUAGCCUUCUCCAAUAGAAAGCUUCACGUGCACAGGAAAAUAGGACUCAGGUUCUUCUGAGCAUAACGUGGACACAGGGCUUCUCUGAACUAUUUCAGCAAUAAUAGCAUUGUGUGGUAAUCCUACACUUCAGCUAAAAAUCUAAAACCCUAAACCAAAAGUGCCAUUCAACUUAGCAUUAAAGAGUUAAAUUGUUUACAAUUUCAUAUACCAUUAGAAAACAUCUGAUUUUGGCUUUGUGUGCUCCUGAACAUGGACAAAUACACAUUGCAAGGGAUAUUUUUUUUUCUUUCACUUGCUGAAGGUUUUCAUAUAUAGAAAAAUGCUUGCAUGUGAAGUUGAUGCGGAUACGCAGAAUUUACUACUAAUAAGUUGGUUUAUUUCCUGAGUUAUCAAAUGUCAUAGCAGAUAAUUCUAUGUUGUGCACAGCAUUGCAAAUAUAAGACCCUGUACCAUUGGGUCGUUUCUUUGAUGAUCCCAUUUAUAUUAAAAUGCCAAAAUGAUAAUAUAAUGAAUUUGAUUUCACUGAAGUUCUCAGUUGGAAUCCCGAUACAGAAAUAACCAUAGCUGAGAAGUUGGUGUUUCACUGCUUGCAGAGACAGUCAAAAUACACCCCUGCUUUACUCUGCGUAAAAAAAUGGGGAGAGGUUGAGGUUAAGUACCUGGAAUACCAGUUUUCUUCGAUUAUUUCUGGCAAUGACCUAAUUUCUUGCCUCCCUUGGCACUUUCAGCUUAUCUUUUUGAAAUAAUUGCUUAUUUUUGAGAUUUGAGGAAGAAAAAAAAAAAAUCUGUAGUGCACAGCUUUUCAGGUAUUUAAUCUUUUUAAUUCAAAUUCCAUAGACAUUACUUCUACCAGGAUAGCCCACAGGGAAAACCACAUCACACAUAGCAAAAUAAGAACAAGAUAUCAUCUUUUUCAAAAACAAACCCAAACCAACAGCUUCAGUUUUGUACCAUGGUAAUAUCAGUGAACAGCAGCUGAAUAUGAGAGCGAUACAAAUGAAAACAAAAAAGAAAACAACCUAAAUCUUAUAAAUAUUAGCUUAAAAAUUAGUAAAAUGUGAGAGCAACUUCCGAAAGAGUGACUUGAAAUGUAAUACUAAAAAUCUUUAAAUAUUUUAUGAGUGUGACAGGAAAGGACCCAAUAAGAGCCUAUUUGCUGUGACAGAGUUUGAAAUAUGUAAAUAGACUUACCGGAGUAAAAUAGGACAAACUAUUGUUUAUUGCUGUUUAUUUUCAAUAUUUUCUAUAGAUUUGCCUUUUUCUUUUGUAAACCUUUCAUUUCUUUUGAAUAAACUUCACCAACUGUAAUUUGGAAAUUUUAUGUUCAACAAUUACUGUUCUAUUUUGUGCUGUACUGCUUGCCCAACUAGUUAAGAGGGAGGGAAAAAAAAAUCAAAUAACAUGACACAGUUAUGGAUAGCAACCAGCUCAGCAUACUAUCUGAACUGUAAGAUAAUUCUGGGGUUUUUUUUUGCGCUUUGCUGAAAAGAAACAAACAUAAUAAAGUACAUUAUCAUUAAAAACUGAGUCACAAAUCACUGGGUAACUAUACAGGUCUUAUCACAUAAUAAGGGUACAGAAGGAGAAGACCAAGAUAACAAUGGAGAAUAGUUAAAGUAUAGGUACUACCAGCAUUUUUUAGUUUGAUGACAAGUAAAGGGUAGCUAACUUCUGAGAGAAACCUUACUUCAGAAAAAGGAAAGAUUUCAGAGGACUGAUCUUGCAGUCAUUUGGGAACCAUAGCUCUGAUCUUUUAAAAUUUAUUUUUUAGAUCUUAUCUGCAUCAUGCUCCUCUAAGCCUUCUAUGUUAUUGACCUAUGCAAGAGUUCAAAUCAAUGAUAAUAUAUUGACAGUAGCUGAAACUCUGCUUCAGUGAGUACUCCCCAGUGCAAGUGAAAGACUUAUCUCCUUUAAAGCCUAGAUGCUCAAUAGGAGUUAAUCCCCUAAACAGGUCUGUACGUCUGACACUAAGGGCUAGUUCCAAAACCAGCCCUGUCUGUCUUAAAUAGGUGCAAAAAUGCUCUCCUAGGCUCUAGACCCUGGGAGUAGAAACUGCAUGCCACGUUCUCAUACUGUAUUAUUUAAGGUGUAAGGCAGCGCAAAAGAUAUUUCCAACGCUCACACAUUCCUGAGGAACCAUUAUGAGCUAAAGCACAAGAUAUGCCUCCAUUGCCUUCUCCCAGUGAGUUGUGGCAUCAGGAUAUGGGUGGGCUUGGAGUGGCCACUGUCCUUUUGGCAUCUAGUGUGAAAGAUUCCACCCUGCUGUUUAAGACUCACAGUGGUCUUCAAAACACUAAGCUGAAAUAGGCUUUCCACUAUCACAGACAUGCUAUGCUGGCUGGUCCUGCUACCAUGGUUGGUUCCAGCACCCUACUUGCCAAAUCAGCCAGGAAAUGGAACACUCUGGCCCAGAUUUCCCCCACCCUGCAUCAGAGAGCACUCUUUCUCCCUUCCCUUUCCAGCCUCCUUCCUGAUGCUGGGCUCCUGUACAGCAACAAUUCAUGUUUUGAGGUCUAAGAAGAGCCUAAGGUCCUUGGUAGGGCUCUCCUCCAGUGAAAGUGUCCUUGUUUCUGCUUUUGACCACCACUCCUUUCUUUUCAUUCUUUUCUAAGAGUAAAAUGCAUUAAAAGUGAUGAGAAGAAGAAAAGCAUCGGUAUAACCAUGGGACAAACAAGUGAUGAGUUUCCAAAUGCUCCCUUUAAAAUGAAGAGAGCCUUGGGAUCACGUAAACAGCCUCACCUGUGGGAGCUCAGACAUUGUUGCCCCCACACCACAGCAUUGUGCCAUUGCUCUGACUGGUUCUGAGACCCUGAUCAGUCUUAAUUUAUAAAGCUGUAGAUUUAUCUUAUGAUCCAUGUUAUAGUCUUGCAUUUAUAUAUCCCUACGUAUAACUUAGGACACAAUAUUCAAGCUAAAAAUACCACAGGAAAGGUACAGUUAUCUAAGGCAGGUUUCAAAAUAAUAAUAGGUUUCUUACUUCCAUGCUAUUCACACUGUUAACUGGAAUAAUUAGAUAAAAUAACUAAUCUGAAUUACUAGCAGUGGCUGACAUAUUUGUCCUAAACUUAUAGUGAGUUAUGAAGAGAGUUUUGUAGUUUUUGAAAAAAUGUCUCAAUGAUUCUAAAGGAUAUUUAAUGCCUUUCUUAAAAGUUUAUUUAAUUAGAUUUUUGCACUAAAUAAAUAAAUUGUAUUAUUAAUGAGUAAGAUUUAUAACAUGAUUUAAAUGAUCAGUCACUUAGCAUACAAAGAUGUAAUCAAACAAAUACAUAGUAUCUUUCAUUUUUUCUUUAUUUCAAUAACUUUCUCCAUUUGUGUUGAUGUCUAUAUGUGUAUUUGAAGACAGAAAUAUAUGUUAGGAAUAUAAGAAAGUAUUAAAAUUACCUGCUUUCAAUACCAUUUUUCUCUCUUAAAAAAACCUGUUUAAAGCAGACAUUUAUUAUACUCUUUUAAGUUUCCUUAAUUUACUCAAAGGCAGUAAUACAGGAGGAACAUUUGCACCGAACUCUGUCAGAUCAUUUUGUAGUUAGAAACAUAAAGGCCAAGCAUCUAUGUAUGUAUUUUUAUGCAUCAUAAAUGCAGAUGUUGCUUUUAUUACUCAGAAUUUGAUCUGCUCAGAAAUAUUCUAAAUCAUC
Cuculus canorus (common cuckoo) is the source of this 8081-nucleotide messenger RNA. It is a transcript of the gene CD226, whose product is annotated as CD226 molecule. Gene Ontology annotation, cellular component: external side of plasma membrane. Lineage: Eukaryota; Metazoa; Chordata; Aves; Cuculiformes; Cuculidae. The record is from RefSeq and is a predicted model, not a curated record. Gene Ontology annotation, biological process: positive regulation of natural killer cell cytokine production; positive regulation of immunoglobulin mediated immune response; positive regulation of type II interferon production.